AUGGGACACAAUCUUCGCUCCAUCAAAGGGAAUCCAAGUAAAGCCGAAGGGAGAGAAAGUUGCCCUGUACGCCUGGGCCUGGGCCUGGCAGACUUCCCAAAGGACAGCCUGUACAAUGGCUCUCAGUAUUACCACAGGGUGUUCCUCCAACACAGAGCUGGUUCAGAAGCAGAGAUUUAGCUCAGUUAUUUUCUGUGGUGGAGCUGGAGGGAGUUGUGAUUGUGUGUGUUUUGGUAAUACUCUUCAGGCAGAUGGGGGUACUCCUAGGUUUUGGGGUACUCGGCUAGAGGAACCUCGUCAUUCGGUUUAGAAGUGGAACCAUGAGAUGUGUGUAGCCUACUUCUGCUGUUUAAUUUGCUGAAAGAGUAGCUGCAUUCAUCAGAGUAUAAGAAUUGUAUUCAUGUAGUGUAUUAACAGUAGGCCUAAUAUGGCAGUGAUUGAUGUGAGUUAUUCAGAGCUAAUGAAUGGGCCUCAGCCGGAUCAUGUUACAGACAGCCGUUGGACUUGUAAACUCUAGCUGACUGGUACAUUUGUGUGUGUGUGCGUGUGUGGCUAUCGCUGUGUUUGUGUGUGGCUAUCGCUGUGUGUGUGUGUGUGUGUGUGUGUGUGUGUGUGUGUGUGUGUGUGUGUGUGUGUGUGUGUGUAAAAAGGCAUUCCACUGACUGAGCUCUUUGGCAGCGGUCCUAACAGCUUUGCGUGGGACAGGGCUCUGGGUAGCAUAUUGUGUGAUGAGAAUUGAAGACCUCUAAGUCUACUGGGUCUCACAGGCAGUGCUAUUGGCACUGAGUGGUGUGGCUCUGAUUUGGCUAUGAGCAGUGUGUCUUUUGUGUGUUUUAUACAUAAAGAUGAUCCUUUAGUGGUUAGCCUAUUACUAGAUUAUCCACAUCACACACUGAUGUGUUGUUUUGAGCUGUGCAUGUUCAAAUCUGCAUUGCACGCACACUAUAAGUGUGUUCAAAUCUGCAGUGCUCUCAAAGACACAAUCUGAGUUUCUGUUCUGCAGUCUCAUUGCCUGUAUUUAGCCCUCUCCUGAGCGUGAGCGAUGCGUCUCAGUCCCUCUGCAUUGAGAUCCCUGUGAGCUGAGUAGCCUCUACUGCAGUGUGGAAUGGAACACUAACUAGGGUUGGGCGAUUUUACGAUUGCAUCAUCUAUCGACGAUGUUUGACAGCCAUCGUCGAUGGUGACAACACCGUGAUGUCAGAAAUGAUUGUUUAGCAUAUUUGAACUUUACUGUACCGCUGGAGUCUGGCACUGAUCACACAGCAGGGCGACAUGCCAAAUGGCCUUUUCCCUAACUGCCAUAGCCUAAAUGUUUUUUAUUUAUCUAACCUUUAUUUUAUCACGGAGUCAUACUGAGACCAAGGUCUCUUUUACAGAUGAGCCCUGAAUUACAGAAAUUACAGAAAAUGCACACAUCCAAAUAUAAAUACAAAAUGCAAGGAGAAAGGAAAAACACGGUCCUAAAAAACAAACACAUUCAUCAGUAAUAAGGUCCUCAAUCAGCUUUCUGAAUUGGCCGUACAGUCGUGGUCAAAACUUUUGAGAAUGACACAAAUGUUAAUUUUCACAAAGCCUGCUGCCUCAUUUUUUAUGAUGGCAAUUUGCAUAUACUCCAGAAUGUUAUGAAGAGUGAUCAGAUGAAUUGUAAUUAAUUGCAAAGUCCCUCUUUGCCAUGAAAAAUAACUUAAUAAUAACUUAAUCCCCAAAAAACAUUUCCACUGCAUUUCAGCCCUGCCACAAAAGGACCAGCUGACAUGUCAGUGAUUCUCUUGUUAACACAGGUGAGAGUGUUGACGAGGAAAUGCUGGAGAUCACUCUGUCAUGCUGAUUGAGUUAGAAUAACAGACUGGAAGCUUUAAAAGGAGGGUGGUGCUUGAAAUCAUUGUUCUUAUAAUAUAAUAUAAAAUGCCAUUUAGCAGACGCUUUUAUCCAAAGCGACUUACAGUCAUGCGUGCAUACAUUUUUUGUGUAUGGGUGGUCCCGGGGAUCGAACCCACUACCUUGGCGUUACAAGCGCCAUGCUCUACCAACUGAGCUACAGGGGACCACGUUAACCAUGGUUACCUGCAAGGAAACACGUGCCGUCAUCAUUGCUUUGUACAAAAAGGGCUUCACAGGCAAGGAUUUUGCUGCUAGUAAGAUUGCACCUAAAUCAACCAUUUAUCGGAUCAUCAAGAACUUAAAGGAGAGAGGUUCAAUUGUUGUGAAGAAGGCUUCAGGGUGCCCAAGAAAGUCCAGCAAGUGCCAGUACCGUCUCCUAAAGUUAAUUCAGCUGCGGGAUCGGGGCACCACCAGUGCAGAGCUUGCUCAGGAAUGGCAGCAGGCAGGUGUGAGUGCAUCUGCACGCACAGUGAGGCAAAGACUUUUGGAGGAUGGCCUGGUGUCAAGAAGGGCAGCGAGGAAGCCACUUCUCUCCAGGAAAAACAUCAGGGACAGACUGAUAUUCUGCAAAAGGUACAGGGAUUGGACUGCUGAGGACUGGGGUAAAGUCAUUUUCUCUGAUGAAUCCCCUUUCCGAUUGUUUGGGGCAUCCGGAAAAAAGAUUGUCCGGAGAAGACAAGGUGAGCACUACCAUCAGUCCUGUGUCAUGCCAACAGUAAAGCAUCCUGAGACCAUUCAUGUGUGGGGUUGCUUCUCAGCCAAGGGAGUGGGCUCACUCACAAUUUUGCCUAAGAACACAGCCAUGAAUAAAGAAUGGUACCAACACAUCCUCCGAGAGCAACUUCUCCCAACCAUCCAAGAACAGUUUGGUGACGAACAAUACCUUUUCCAGCAUGUUGGAGCACCUUGCCAUAAGGCAAAAGUGAUAACUAAGUGGCUCGGGGAACAAAACAUCGACAUUUUGGUCCAUGGCCAGGAAACUCCCCAGACCUUAAUCCCAUUGAGAACUUGUGGUCGAUCCUCAAGAGGCGGAUGGACAAACAAAAACCCACAAAUUCUGACAAACUCCAAGCAUUGAUUAUGCAAGAAUGGGCUGCCAUCAGUCAGGAUGUGGCCCAGAAGUUAAUUGACAGCAUGCCAGGGCGGAUUGCAGAGGUCAUGAAAAAGAAGGGUCAACACUGCAAAUAUUGACUCUUUGCAUAAACUUAAUGUAAUUGUCAAUAAAAGCCUUUGACACUUAUGGAAUGCUUGUAAUUAUACUUCAUAGUAACAUCUGACAAAAAUAUCUAAAAACACUGAAGCAGCAAACUUUGUGAAGACCAAUACUUGUGUCAUUCUCAAAACUUUUGACCACGACUGUAGAGGCACCAAAACAUCAAAUUUAGGAACAUUUUGAAGAUUGUUCCAAAAAUAAGGUGCAAGAAAACUAAAAGCUGAUUUACCAAACUCAGUAGAGAUCAAAGGAAUUUCCAGAGAUAGCCAUCCCUGAGACCGGGUUUGGUAACUUGUAUGUCUAAAGUACAGUAAUGAUGUUAGGUACAGUGGGACUUUUUGUAGACGAUACAAUAGUAUAUCAACAAUGUUUGGAUGGGACGAUGUGUCAUUCCAGACAUCACUCAACCCUAAUGCUAACUCCACACAGGUGUCUGUCAGCACAGCAGUCACUACGACCACAGACCGCGUCCGAUCCCAUCCUGUUCUGUCUCCUCAAAGCAGUCUGAGGGGCCCUCUAUAACCCUUCUCUCUACCCCUCUCUCUCCUCUCUCAACCCUUCUCUCCUAUUUCCCCCUCUUGUUCCCAUUCUCCUCUCUCUCCCCUCUGUCACCCCUUUCUCUCUCUCCCUUUCUUCCCCUUUCGCCCCUCUCGCGCCCCUCUGGCUAUAAAAAGACCAGAGCAGGUGUGUAUGUGUGUGUGAUGUCACCUCACACUUAUAGAAUGUUGGCUGAUGGUUUUGCUGGAGAGCAGUUUUUACUGUGGUGAUUAACAGCCGGCCUGGCGGUUGGAAGGUGUUGGUGUGUGUGUUGCUGUCGACUGACCGAACAACCGAGUGUAGCUCUGGCUGGUGCUUGCUCAUUCAGACACUGUACAGUGUACUGUAUAGACUACCAUGUUGUGUCUGAACAUAGCUUUCUAACUGAGAGGAUAAAGAAGUAUUACAAUUAGUUGUUUAUUUAACCCCGUUCUCUCUCCUCUCAACAGGCUCGGAUUAUUUAGCAUAGUUGUCAUUCUUGCACAUAUCCACAGCAAGGCUCUUAGUCUUACAAGGACUGUCCAGGUUCAUUGCAAUGUGCUCUUAGUCUUACUGCCCUCCUGCUUUCUCUUUUUCACACACACACACACACACCUGUCCCAGUCAUCAGAAGCUGCAAAAAAUAUGUCUCUGCAAAAACAAAUGAAUGACUGCUAGCUAGCUAAGUUUUACCUUGCUGGACCUGCAUUUACAAUGUAUCCAAUUUCAGUUUGUGUGGUUGUUGUUUAGCUUUCUGUAACUUUGUAGCAAGUAUGUUCUGCAUGGUGCAGUGCUUUAGAACGGUAAAAAGGCGCCUAUUGUUGGAACUACUUCAGAGGUUUCCUAUAUCUUUCCAACUGUCCCGUACAUUGUGUCACGUCAGAUGUUGUCACUCCUGCGCACAGCUCGUCCCUCAAACUAUCUGUAUUGUAGGACUUGGAAUUAAUAAAAAAAUAGAUUUUUCUCAUCCGCCUAACACUAGUUCUUAAUUUUCAAAAUCACUCCGCUCUUGCCCUUAGUAGCUAUGACGCACUGGCGGCAAACCAAGCUCGAUCAGCUGAGCAAGCUUGUUUGAAUGGCCAUACGGUAGCUAGUUUGCCAGGUUGUUGAUGAAGUUGUAUGGCACCAAAGUUAUGAGACUGUUCUCAGAAAAUGGCAUGUAUUUGACUCUGACAGAAGCUGGCACUGUGCCUCGCUACUUUGUAACAGUUGGCUAACGAGAUAACCUUUGUGCAUUAGCUACAACUUCUGCGCUAGCUAGAGGGAUAUUCAGCAUUGAGUGUGUGAACUGGCGUUGUUAGCAUCCCUCCCUUUUUCGUUUCAUAUGGAUUGAUUUGAGACUGUUUCAGCCAGCAAGCAGAUACUACCAGAUUUUCCUGCACAUUUCAAAUUUCAUAAAUACUGAUUAUACCACCACAAACACCUUAGCUAGAUGUAGAAUUAGGUAGUGAAGACAUGCUCAUGAAGAAAAACGUAAAUAUUAGCUACAGGUUUAUCGUUUUUGGUAAGAUUAACUCCUACUCUUUUGAGGAUGAAAGGGGGUUCAGUGGGUGACGUCAUCUUGGUAACAUUUAUCAAAUGUUAGGACUAGGGAUGUAACAUUUGUCUUAACGGUUAAAGUGCCAUUAAAACAAAUAUCAUAAAUAAAUGAAAAUAUGUAAAAUGACGAGCUCACAAUUCAGAUGUGGUUCUGAGUAUGACCGUUAGGGGGCAAUGCAGUUCAAUCUGCCGCAGUCCUGGCUACUACCUACCGGUAGUCACCAGUUACAACAACCACAAAGUCAUAACGCCUGCGUAUUUCUACAAUAUAUCUUCUUAAAAUUUGAUUUUAAACCUAACCCUAACAUUAACCACACUGCUAACCUUAUGCCUAACCCUAACCUUAAAUUAAGGCCAAAAAUAUACAUUUGUUUUCAUACAUUUUUACAAUAUAGCCCCCCCAAAAUUAUAUAUUGACUUUGUGGCUGUCGUAUCUAGUGGAAACCCCUACCAGACGGCACACACCUUCCAUUCCGCAACAAUGGGAUUAAUGCCGUUUUAGUUUCUCUGUUGUGUGCCUGUCCUCCAUGUUCUCAGUUGUCAGUACGUACUUCGUCCCACUUCUCAUCAAUGUGAUUGCUCGUUGCAGUGAUGUAUGACAGCGUAUUCAUAGACGUCUAACAAGGCUUGUUUCUAGAUAUGCCAUUAGGGUAUUAAAGCCGACAUUCUCACAUUGGCUGCAUAUCAAGUGCAUUACUGCAAUCGUUUCAGUAAUCAGCGCUGUGAUUUUCUACGGGUUAUCAUCCCUUUCAGCAUCGCACCUGUACUGCCAAUGUAGCUCAAUUCCACCUAGCAAAGUUUGCAUUUCAUCACCUUCUCAUGUAACUUCUCAAAGUAGGCUGUUUCCAUACAGGGCUUCGCUGCUGUAUCACUCUGCCAUUUUUCUAACUGCUAACGAUGAUGACGUGCAGAGCGCUUUCGAUCCGUGGCAAAUCUUUUGAAAGAUGCAUAUCUCCUACUAAUGUUACAGCAUUUAUUUAUAUUUUUCCCUUUAUGAUGAUCGGGGCCUGUUAGUGGUAGUUUUGUGAUAACUGCACUGUGAUUUUAGGUUUUUCGGUUAGGGAUUUUUUCUAAACGUUAACGAUCCCACUGUCGUUUAAACAUUCACACCCCUAGUUAGGGCAGCAUAUUGUAGCAGUAUGAAGACGGUACAGUAUGAAAAUAGGCAGACACUGCUUCUUCAAUAGAAAUCCCCUAUAACACUUGUAGACGAUGCAAUGGCGACGUUGGCUAGUGUAAACGCCGUCACGCUGCUUGCUUAGCAAGUACCACUUCCUCCUAUUUUGGCCCAUACCUGGCACAAACUCGGGUCUUCUGCCUCACAAACACACGUGACCGCACUCAAGCGUCUUAGCUGAUCCGGCCACCUCAAAAGCUAGAUAAUGAGGCGACGCAAGCGGGACACUUAAGGCUAAGGAGUACGUGUCACAAAUCCCCAUGUGCUACACUAGCUAAGCUCAUGUGCAGAAGCACUUCAUCGGGUCUAAAGGUUUAGAAACUGGCCAAACUUAUUUUUAGCAAUCUCAUGAGUGUUUGCAAGUAAUCAGACAGAUCAGCAUGACGGCCGUCUGAAUUUGAAUUUGUGAAUUUGAAAGUGAAUUUGAAUCACUGUCUGAUGUGAGACAAUGCUGUCCUGUAUAUCUACAGUAAAUUGUCAAAGUUGCGUCAAUUCAAAUCUGGUAUUAGGAACAAAAGAGGUCAACACGACUUCUAAGAUAUACUAGUUAUUUUAAUUAAUGCAAAAACCUUCAAUGGUAAAUAUGAUGUUUCGUAUAUACGGGCUCUCUGAAAUACCUCGCAGGGCACCCCAGAGAACUAACCCAUUGUUCUGGGUUCUUGCUCAAAUACUCUGACAGAGGGAGUUUCCCACCUCUCUGCUGACCAAUUAGAGUAGAGACUUGAGCGUGGUUUAGACUUACUCAGUCAAUCCGUUGAUGCAUCUCUGUUACCAGGCAUAUGUCCAUAUCAUAACAACCUGUCAUAGUGAGAAGAGCCAGCUCCCUUAGACACCAUUCCUACGUCCAAGGAAGGUUCACAGAUCACAAAGAACCAGUAUAUUCCAGCAUCUGGAGACACAAAUCUCCCUUUACCUCCUAAAACAGCUCUUCACAUCAAUCACAGCUUGCCAGGUGUCACAACCUACAUUAGCCCAGUCAAGAAUGCAUUCUUUCUAAGUUAGUCAUCCCAUCAAUUAUAAACAUAAUAAAUCUCUCACAAAAUAUAAUGACCCCUCUAGAAUGUCCUUCUAGCCAAUCUGAAAUUAGUAUUUAACAACGCUGUGGUAUAAUUAAGCAAUAAUUAAGCUAAGGGCUGUUCUUAAGCAGGACACAACGCAGAGUGCCUGGAAACAGCCCUCAGCUCUCAGAGGUGAUUUAUUGCUAUUAUAAACUGGUUACCAACGAAAUUAGAACAGUAAAAAUAGAUGUUUCAUCAUAACCGUGGUAUAUGGUCUGAUAUACCUUUCAGCCAAUCAGCAUUCAGGGCUCGACCCACCCGGUUUAUAAAUAUCUUUAACCUUUGCCUACACAGUCUCCAUCCUAAUAGGCUGCAUCCACUUCCUUGUGUGCUAUAUCAUUGUUGACCUUGGUUUAACCUUGGUUGGACCGGCUGUCUCUCAUACAGACAGAAACCUCAUAUUUUCUUUAACCACGUUGUCUCGGUCUCAGUCUCUAAGCUGACUGGUUGGAAGAAAAGAGCGCCCACCCUGGAAAUGGUUACCUAGGAAACGACCCUCAGACAGCACCGCUGCCACAGCCGCCGUGCUCUUUGUUGCAUUCGAUUCCUCUCUGUGUGUGUGAUGUACGACUGGCGGCAUAUUGAACUUGCCUGCCACUGCUGUCAAUCAAGUAUAUAUUUCCCUGGGCAGAGAUGUUCCAAGGCUGCAUUAUCAUUAUUUACAGAUACAGACACAACUGCACAUCAGCUGCAUUCAAACAUGAUGCAGGCUUACAACGUCAAUGUCCUCGUUAGAUUUGGACAAUGGAGCUUUUCAAGGGGCUUGUGCGUAUUUGUGUGUGCAGUGCCUUCAGAAAGGAUUCAUACCUCUUGACCUAUUCCACAUUUUGUUGUUACAGUCUGAAUUCAAAAUGGAUAAAAUAUAUUUUUUUUCUCACCCAUCAACACACUUUACCCCACAAUGACAGUGAAAGCAUGUUUUUAGAAAUGUUAGCAAAUGUAUUGAAAAUUAAAUAUCUAAUUUACAUAAGUAUUCACACCGGUGAGUCAAUACUUUGUAGAAGCAUCUUUGGCAAUGAUUACAGCUGUGAGUCUUUCUGGGUAAGUCUCUAAGAGCUCUGCACACCUGGAUUGUGCAAUAUGUACACAUUUACUUUUUUUUAAUUCUUCAAGCUCUGUCAAAUUGGUUGUUGAUCAUUGAUAGACAACCAUUUUCAGGUCUUGCCAUGGAUUUUCAAGUAGAUUUAAGUCAACUAACUCGGCCACUCAGGAACAUUCACGGUUUUCUUGGUAAGCAACUCCAGUGUAGAUUUCGCCUUGUGUUUUAGGUUAUUGUCCUGCUGAAAGGUGAAUUCAUCUCCCAGUGUCUGGUGGAAAGCAGACUGAAACAGGUUUUCCUCUAGUUCCAUUCUGUUUAUUUUUUCUCCUGAAAAACUCCCCAGUCCUUAACGAUUAUAAGCAUACCCAUAACAUGAUGCAGCCACCACUAUGCUUGAAAAUAUGGAGGGUGGUACUCAGGAAUGUGUUGUAUUGGAUUUGCCCCAAACAUAACACUUAGUAUUCAGGACAAAAAGUUAAUUUCCUGCCAUAUUUUUUGCAGUAUUACCUUACUGCCUUGUUGCAAACAGGAUGCAUGUUUUGGAAUAUUUUUAUUCUGUACAGGCUUCCUUCUUUUCACUCUGUUAAUUAGGUUAGUAUUGUGGAGUAACAACAAUGUUGUUGAUCCAUCCUCAGUUUUCUCCUAUCACAGCAAUUCAACUCUGUAACUGUUUUAAAGUCCCCAUUGGCCUCAUGGUGAAAUCACUGAGCGGUUUCCUUCCUCUCCGGCAACUGAGUUAGGAAGGACGCCUGUAUCUUUGUAGUUACUGUGUGUAUUGAUACACCGUCCAAAGUGUAAUUUAAUAACUUCACCAUGCUCAAAGGGAUAUUCAAUGUUUUUUUUUAAAUCUACCAAUAGGUGCCCUUUGCGAGGCAAUGGAAAACCUCCCUGGUCUUUGUGGUUAAAUCUAUUUUGAAAUUCACUGCUCGACUGAGGGACCAUACAAUUAUCUGUAUGUGUGCGGUACAGAGAUAAGGUAGUCAUUCAAAAAAUAAUAACACUAUUAUUGCACACAGAGUCCAUGCAGAGUCCAUGCAGCUUGUUAUGUGACUUAAGCACAUUUUUACUCCUGAACUUGUUUAGGCUUGCCAUAACAAAGGGGUUGAAUACUUACUCAAGACAUUUCAGCUUUUACAUUUGUAUUAAUUUGUUAAGAUUUUGAACAACAUAAUUCCACUUUGACAUUAUGGGAUAUUGUGUGUAUGUGUAGGCCAGUGACAAAUUCUUAAAUGUAAUCCAUUUUAAAUACAGGCUGUAACGCAACAAAAUGUGGAAAAAGUCCAGAGUGUGAAUACUUUCUAAAGGCACUGUAUUUAAUGGACAGCUGUGAUGUUUGCUAGUUGUGGGCUCAAGGGCAUUGAGUGACAAAGAGAGGUUGGGAGAAAAUAUUACAUAUCUUACAAGUGGAAGAUAAGACACUCCUGUACAGUAGUCAAGCUUUACGCUCUGCUGCUUAGUGCAUAGACACGUGGUGAUAUGUGGCUCUCAUUGAAACACUAUAUAUAUAUAUAUAUAUAUAUAUAUAUAUAUAUAUAUAUAUAUAUAUAUAUAUAUAUAUAUAUAUAUAUAUAUAUAUAUAUAUAUAUAUACAAUAGUAUGUGGACACCCUUUGAAAUGAUUGGAUUUCGCUUUUUCAGCCACACCCAAUGCUGACAGGUGUGUAAAAUCGAGCACACCGCCAUGCAAUCUCCAUAGACAAACAUUGGCAGUAGAAUGGCCUUACUGAAGAGCUCAGUGACUUUCAACGUGGCACCGUCAUAGGAUGCCACCUUUUCAACAAGUCAGUUCGUCAAAUUUCUGCCCUGCUAGAGCUGCCCCGAUCAACUGCAAGUGCUGUUAUUGCGAAGUGGAAACGUUUAGGAGCAACACGUUUAGGAGCAACAACGGCUCAGCCGCAAAGUGGUAGGCCACACAAGCUCACAGAACGGGUGCUGAAGCGCGUAGCAUGUAAAACUCUUGUGUCCUCGGUUGCAACACGCACUACAGAGUUCCAAACUGCCUCUGGAAGCAAUGUCAGCAAAGAACUGUUAGUCGGGAGCUUCAUUAAAUGGGUUUCCAUGGUCGAGCAGCCGCACACAAGACUAAGAUCACCAUGCGCAAUGCCAAGCAUCGGCUGGAGUGGUGUAAAGCUCACCGCCAUUAGACUCUGGAGCAGUGGAAACGCGUUCUCUGGAGUGAUGAAUCACGCUUCACUAUCUGGCAGUCCGACGGACGAAUCUGGGUUUGGCGGAUGCCAGGUGAACGCUACCUGCCCCGAUGCAUAGUGCCACCUGUAAAGUUUGGUGGAGAAGGAAUAAUGGUCUGGGGCUGAUUUUAUGGUUCGGGCUAGGCCCCUUAGUUUCAGUGAAGGGAAAUCUUAACGCUACAACAUACAAUGACAUUCUAGACAAUUCUGUGCUUCCAACUUUGUGGCAACAGUUUGGGGAAGGCCCUUUCCUUUUUCAGCAUGACAAUGCCCCCAUGCACAAAGCGAGGACCAUAAAGUAAUGGUUUGUCAUGAUUGGUGUGGAAGAACUUGACUGGUCUGCACAGAACACCUUUCGGAUGAAUUGUAACGCCAACUGCGAGCCAGGCCUAAUCGCCCAACAUCAGUGUCCGACCUCACUAAUGCUCUUCUGGCUGAUUGGAAGCAAGUCCCUGCAGCAAUGUUUCAACAUCUAGUGGUCAGUACAGGUGUAUCAAAGCUGGGACCGAGAGACUGAAAAACAGCUUCUAUCUCAAGGCUUUCAGACUGUUAAAUAGCCAUCACUAGCCGACAACCACCUGGUUACUCAACCCUGCACCUUAGAGGCUGGUGCCCCAUAUACAUAGACAUGGAAACACUAGUCACUUUAAUAAUGUUUACAUACUGCUUUACUCAUUUCAUAUGUACAAUACCAGUCAAAAGUUUGGACACACCUACUGAUUCCAGGGUUUUUCUUUAUUUUUACUAUUUUCUACAUUGUAGAAAUAAUAGUGAAGACAUCAAAACUAUGAAAUAACACAUAUGGAAUAAUUUAGUAACCAAAAAAGGGUUAAACAAAUCAAGGUAUAUUUUAUAUUUGACAUCCUUCAAAGUAGACACCCUUUGCCUUGAUGACAGCUUUGCACACUCUUGGCAUUCUCUCAACUAGCUUCAUGAGGUAGUCACCUGGAAUGCAUUUCAAUUAACAGGUGUGCCUUGUUAACUUGUAGAAUUUAUUUCCUUCUUAAUGCAUUUGAGCCAAUCAGUUGUGUUGUGACAAGGUAGGGGUGGUAUACAGAACAUAGUCCUAUUUGGUAAAAGACAAAGUCCAUAUUAUGGCAAGAACAGCUCAAAUAAGCAGAGAAACAACAGUCGAUCGUUACUUUAAGACAUGAAGGUUAGUCAAUCCCGAAAAUGUCAAGAAUUUUGAAAGUUUCUUCAAGUGCAGUCGCAAAAACCAUCAAGCGCUAUGAUGAAACUGGCUCUCAUGAGGACCGCCACAUGCAAGGAAGACCCAGAGUUACCUCUGCUGCAGAGGAUAAGUUCAUUAGAGUUACCAGCCUCAGAAAUUGCAGCCCAAAUAAAUGCUUGACAGAGUUCACGUAACAGACACAUCUCAACAUCAACUGUUCAGAGGAGACUGUGUGAAUCAGGCCUUCAUGGUCGAAUUGCUGCAAAGAAACCACUACUAAAGGACACCAAUAAUAAGAAGAGACUUGCUUGGACCAAGAAACAUGAGCAAUGGACAUUAGACCGGUGGAAAUUUGUCCUUUGGUCUGAUGAGUCCAAAUUUGAGAUUUUGGGUUCCAACCGCCGUGUCUUUGUGAGACGCAGAGUAGGUGAACGGAUGAUCUCUGCAUGUGUGGUUCCCACCGUGAAGCAUGGAGGAGGAGGUGUGAUGGUGUGGGGGUGCUUUGCUGGUGACACUGUAGGUGAUUUAUUUAGAAUUCAAGGCACAUUUAACCAGCAUGGCUAUCACAGCAUUCUGCAGCGGUACGCCAUCCCAUCUGGGUUGGGCUUAGUGGGGCUAUCAUUUGUUUUUCAACAGGACAAUGACCCAACACACCUCCAGGCUGUGUAAGGGUUAUUUGACCAAGAAUAGUGAUGGAGUGCUGCAUCAGAUGACCUGGCCUCCACAAUCAUCCGACCUCAACUCAAUUGAGAUGGUUUGGGAUGAGUUGGAACUCAGAGUGAAGGAAAAGCAGCCAACAAGUGCUCAGCAUAUGUGGGAACUCCUUCAAGACUGUUGGAAAAGCAUUCCAGGUGAAGCUGGUUGAGAGAAUGCCAAGAGUGUGCAAAGCUGUCAUCAAGGCAAAGGGUGGCUACUUUGAAGAAUCUAAAAUCUUAAAUAUAUUUUGAUUUAACACUUUUUUGGUUACUACAUGAUUCCGUAUGUGUUAUUUCAUAGUUUUGAUGUCUUCACUAUUAUUCUACAAUGUAAAAAUAAAGAAAAACCCUGGAAUGAGUAGGUGUGUUCAAACUUUUGACUGGUACUGUAUAUACUGUAUUCUAUUCUACUGUAUUUUAGUCAAUGCCACUCCGACAUUGCUCAUCCUAAUAUUGAUAUAUUUCUUAAUUCCAUUAUAUUACUUUAGAUUUGUGUGUAUUGUUGUGAAUUGUUAGAUACUACUGCACUGAUGGAGCUUGGAACACAAGCAUUUCGCUACACCCGCAAUAACAUCUGCUAAAUAUGUGUAUGUGAUCAAUAAAAUUUGAUUUGGAAAGCAUUCCCAGAAGAGUGGAGGCUGUUAUAGCAGCAAAGGGGGGACUAACUCCAUAUUAAUGCCCAUGAUUUUGGAAUGAGAUGUUUGACGAGCAGGUGUCCACAUACUUUUGGUCAUGUAGUGUACAUCUGUCCGUUCGGCCAAGUGGACACUUGCUGGACUCAGUUUAGUGUGCAUGUGUGCCAUUCUGUGUAUCACGGAAGCGCUGUUGACUUUGAUGGUGAAAGCUUUCUUUACUGUAGUCGUUAUAGAACGACUACAGUAUACAGUCUGACUGCCUCUCACAUGAUUAGGCCUACACUGUAGCUGUUUUAUGUUUCACCUUCAAAUUCACCAAUACCUCCUGCUGUUCAUUUCCUGAGUGGCCAGCCGGGUCUGGUUUAUGUGUUUAUCCUUGUGCUGACGUUAGAUACAGUACUUGUCUUUUUUUAUAGGUUGACUCAGGGUUGAUGGAGUAUGACAUGUUUACUGUCCAUAUGGUCUGUGCUCCAUCUCCUGUCUUUGAGGCGACUCUGACCCUGAAACAUAUUGGUUUACCCUUCACCCCCUCUCUUUUCAUCUCUCUAUCCCUUCCUCCUGUCUCUUGCUAUCUUUCCAUAUCUCACUCUUUCUCUCCCCCCCCCCCCCCACAAUCUUUCAGGGGGCAUUUGGAGCUCUUCAGAAAAUCUGUGAGGACUCAGCAGAGGUCUUGGACAGUGACGUGUUGGACCGUCCGCUCAAUGUCAUGAUCCCAAAGUUCCUGCAGUUCUUCAAGCACAGCAGCCCGAAGAUCAGGUACUGGUAAACUCUCCCGGUACCCCUGCUCACUGCCUUCUCUCUCUCUCCCUCACUCCUUGGCCAAUGAGCUUCCUUAACAGCCCUUACUUCCUGAUCAAAUUAAACCAAAUAUAUUUAUAAAGCCUUUUUUUACAACAGCAGUUGUCACAAUGUGUAGGGUGUGCACCCACUCCAGAGUGGGUGAAAAUGCACUUUGGUGAGGACAUUUCACUUCCUUUUGUCAUAAAAUACAUUUUAACAAAGACAAAUAUGAUUCUUCAUGUUCUGAAUCGUUCGUUCAGUAUUUCUCUAACAUAUCAACAUUAUAUCCAAAAUGUCGGAUUUCGUAACCUAAUAGUUCCGAUAAUAAGCACAGAGUUCUGUUGACAGAGCGGUGCCGCUUUCUCGCUGCAACUUCUGAAUUAAAUGUAAAAGUCUUUGAAAAUAAAAAGCUUGCCGUACGCUCAGUGCACCGUUGACAUUUCAGUGUUUUUGUGAGAAAUCUUCGAAAAAUAACAGGAAUUUCGUAUUAAUAUGAAAAUCGAUAUCCAUCUUACCUCUAUUGUUUUAUGUCCUCCGGAUUUGAGAAGAAAGAUGACUAGUUCAACGGUGAGCCUUUCAGUUAGCCUUAAUUUUCGGACAGCAUCCAGCCUAGCUGACAAUUAUAUUUUCCAGAUUUUUGGGGGGCCUCCAUUGAUUUAGUUGCCCUAAUUUUGGCCAUACUAAAAGGGUUAAAACACCAAUAACCUUUUGAACGGAUUAUGAUAAAGACAUGAGGUUUGGACCAUUGGUUUUCUUUAGAGGAGUAUCUACACAAUUAACAUAUCUUACCCUUUGGUCAAAAUAUUUUGUUUUUGUUUUGACACCCUACAAUAACCUGGCCUAGACCCCAAAUAGCAAGCUGAAGCACAGUGGUAAGGAAAAGUCCCUAGAAGGAAUGACUGUACUCUAGUAUGAGUGUACUGUGCCUCCCUCUCUCUCCCUGCUCACAGCCUUGCCUCUUUCCCUCACUCCUCACUCCCGGGGGAGCCAAGACCUUGCCCCUCCUCUAAUCGCUCCCAAAACAACCCAUAGCAAGUAUAUUUUUUUAUUUUUAAGAUCCAGCUACAUUCACAGGCGCUUUGAUCCAAAAUGGCCCCUCAGAUCCCUCUUUCCUCAGGCUUAUAGAUAAAACUUUCUCUCUGAUUUGUAUCCAUCCUUUGGUGUUAUCAAGGUCUGAGAUCCCAGAUUGGAGACUGGGGGGAAAACGUGGAUAGAAAAGGGAGGUGGGGGGAGGAACAGACACCGAGGCAGCAUUGAUGAGGGGGAACAUGUGAAUUUAGGUUGUGUGAAGUUAAGGUUUUAAAGGGUCUGUUGUCUUGUUGUGUUGCAGGUCUCAUGCCAUCGCCUGCGUCAACCAGUUCAUCAUCAGUAGGACCCAGGCCCUCAUGCUGCACAUCGAUGGCUUCAUUGAGGCAAGUCUGACCCCGCAGUGACCUCUGACCUAUACACUCUGACAUCCCAUAACCCCCAGACAGCCCUGUGACUGUCUAAUAUGCCCACAAAGUCAGACACAUGCCAUGAGCCUCCUGUGGCCCCGACGUCAUGCAAACAAGUCAUAUACCAUGUGCACAAACAUACAGAGCCCACCCAACUAGUGCAUACCCCCCUUGACACACACAACACCUCUCCUACAUCUCCUGACCAUCACACAUGGCCAUUUAGCCAUCAUCAUACACACACACACACACCCAUCCCAGCCAUAAGACCCAGAAGGCAUCAGCCAGGCAGGCAGGUAUAUGGCCUUAGCUCUCAGUGCAGUGGGUCAGUGGGUUAGCGCUGAGCCUCUAGGCAGCCCCACACUGUUCUACCCUAGCUUCAGUUCAGUACACAAACCCCAAUUCCUCCGAUUGGAUCAGGGCUGGUAAGCCGUUGGAAGUAGAUCAGGUUAACCACUGAUGAGCUUAAAUUCCAGCCAGCUGGGCACUGGAUGAGGACAGAUGCACCCAGCACAGUGACAUUGACAACACAUGACAGGCAGAAGAAUAUUGCAGGCGGAUAAGAGAUAAAGAAAAGGCUGCUGUUGAGUCCCUCUGUCUUUAGCUGUGGAGUUGAGAGAGCGGGCACUCGACGUAGAAGAGGCACAGGUCACAUAGAAUCCGAUUUACACACUCUGAAUUGGUUUAUUUCUGUAGGGUGUUUUUUAUAGAGCUUUUUUCACUGGAAUUCUUUGUUAUGUGAUAACAGGCAAAAGGACAGAGUUGAUAACAGGCGUUGAGUAAAAGGAGAUGGUCCUGGUCAGUGGAGGCUCAGGUGGUUGGUAGAUGGCUAGAGGCUCAGUAGUCGUAAGUGGUACAGGUCAGGUCAGACCUCAGGACGCACAUGAAGACAUUAUUGUCUGAACUCAAGUAACCUUUCCAUGGCUCUAUCUCAAUUACCUCAAAAUGUGUCCUCAUCUCGUCUCCUUCCUUUCAUCUGCACUGAUUAGAAAGUAUUUGACCGGUGAAAACAAUAUGGUGGAAGCUGAUCAUUUGGCCAAUCUUUUAGAUUCAUUAGUAAUGUUUGAACAAAUCAUGUGAAGUGAGGAAUAAUAGCCCCUUUGAGACUAGUAUGUGUACAUGGGUGUACGAUGUUUGACCCCCUUCCCUCCCUGUAGAACCUAUUUGCCCUGGCGACUGAUGAGGAACCUGAGGUGAGGAAGAAUGUGUGCAGAGCUCUGGUCAUGCUGCUGGAGGUCCGCAUGGACCGUCUCCUACCACACAUGCACAGCAUCAUAGAGGUGAGACUGGGACUUGGGUACUGGGGCUAGGAAUGGGUCUGGGUGGCAUUGGACUGGGGCUGGGUGGGGUAGGACUGGGUGGGGUAGGGCUGGGGCUGGGUGGGGUAGGACUGGAGUUGGGUAGGGUGGGGCUGGGCCUGGGUGGGGUAGGACUGGUGCUGGAACUGGGGCUUUGUGGGGUAGGACUGGGACAACCAUGGGUUUAGAGGAGGGAGAUGUAGGGGGAGGAAAGGAGGUUGAGGUAGGGGGAGCGAAGGAGGUUGAGAUGAAGGGAGGAAGAGAUGGAGAGGGGGAGGGAUAUAGAGAGGAAAGAAGUGAGGAAAACGAACCAAUAGAAUAGAUUCAGCUAAGUAUUUCAUCAAAUGAGCUCAAGCUGCCUCCUUGUGGCCAAAAGCUAUAUUUUCCAGCCAGUUUGAUACAUAAUCAGUUGGGUGAUUGUGGCUGCCCAGCUUGUGGCCUUGAAAUGGAUCCUGAAUAAUGAUGGAGGAAGUGCACUACAAGUAUAAUGCAAAAGGACUCAUUUUCCCAUGGUCCUCUCCUCCUCAGUACAUGCUGCAGAGGACUCAGGACCAGGAUGAGAACGUGGCUCUGGAGGCCUGUGAGUUCUGGCUGACCCUGGCUGAACAACCUGUCUGUAAGGAUGUUCUGUGUAACCACCUCUCCAAGUGAGUAACACAAUAUAUAUAUAUAUAUAUAUAUAUAUAUACACACACACACACACACACACACAGAGAACAGCUCACAGAUGAUGCUACAAGAAUGUUAGAGAUGGCAUAUGGGAAAGAACAGACUGUCAUAGCAGCACAAAUGCUUUGUGACACACACACAGUACAACACCAGCCUCCAUAUCAAAGCUUUAGCUAUAAUAUUUGCUCCAAUCCCACACUGUCAUUGUAGAUCUCACCCCUGGGUGUACUGUCCUUAUCCUGUCUGUUAGUGCUCAUCUGUUCCACGGUGGUGACAAUGCUGAUGUAUUAAUGUGGCCUGUCCUUGCUACCGCUCCCCCCCCCGUCUGUUUUCAGGCUGACUCCGGUGCUCGUCAACGGGAUGAAGUAUUCGGAGAUCGACAUCAUUCUGCUCAAGGUCAGUCUGCUCCGAGUAUGAGCCAGGAAAUGGAUCUGUGGCCUGCUAGCCUGCUGCCGGACUGGAGACUGUGAUUAAGAUGUACUGGACACAUCACACCUCAACCCUGGGGGAGGGAGAGGGUGGAGGGUAUUGGCAGGCCAGGCAAAUCAAUCUUGUGGGUGUGCAUGGCUGUCUCUCAAUAUUGGGUGUGUGUUGGUCCUAAGGUAGAAGUAUCGCCCGUCACUGGCCAGUCACUAUGGUUACAAUGAUAUUCAUAUUUAAAGAUGCAUAAAUAUGUAUGUGUCUCUGUCUGCUUGUAUGAUUAGAGUCUGAUAGGUGAACUGACAGCUACCCAGCUACAGCCUAAAGGCAGCUCAUUGUCUUAAAGUAGUAGAAAUAAUUAGAAUUGCAUACCUGUGUGUGUGUGUGUGUGUGUGUGUGUGUGUGUGUACACUUGCGAGUGUGUAACUUUGUGUUUUUGUGAGACUUGUGUGUUUAACUGUGUGUGUGUGUGUGUGUGUGUGUGUGUGUGUCAGGGUGACGUGGAGGAGGAUGAUGAGGCCAUCCCUGACAACGAGCAGGACAUCAGGCCCAGGUUCCACCGCUCCCGUACGGUUGCCCAGCAACACGAGGGUGAACGGGACGGCAUUGAGGAAGACGACGAUGAAGACGAUGACCUGGACGAUGACGACACCAUCUCUGACUGGAACCUCCGUGAGUGGACCUCUGAUUAUCUGUUUUUCUCUGCCUUUGUCUCACUUACUCAGUUUUCUUUCCUCAUUCACGAUUUCCCUAGCUCUCUCUCUCUCCCUCCUCUCCAAUCUCCAUCCACUCGUUUUCUCGUUCUCUUUCUCUUGCCGUCUCUCUUCCAGCCUUACCCCACAUAUGUAGACUAUGCCAUCAAUAUUAUUGACCUUUUUUUGUGUGUGCCUGUCUGUGUACCUCUCUAUGUUUACAUGUCCCUCUCUCGCUGUCUGUCUCCAGGUAAGUGUUCAGCAGCGGCGUUGGACGUGUUGGCUAACGUGUUCAGAGACGACCUGCUCCUCCCCAUCCUGCCUCUCCUCAAAGAGCUCCUCUUCCACCCAGAGUGGGUCAUCAAGGAGUCUGGAAUACUGGUUCUGGGGGCUAUCGCUGAGGGUAAGGUCCUGUUAUAGUACCCUAACCCCUAAGGUGGGGGGAGAAACCAGAGGAGAGAAAGGGAAGGAAGUGUUAUGCCCGAAAGAGAUAGGAGAAAGAGACUUUGGAGGGAGGAUGAGACUCACCUUGGGAGUGGUUACUGAUUGUCCAAUGGCAAUGCUAGAAUAUCUUCUAUAUGUAAACUUUGAAACCAGCAGACAUCAUUGACAUACAUGUUAAUUAUAGUAAUAACACCCACCUUCCUCCUCCAGGUUGUAUGCAGGGUAUGAUUACCUACCUGCCAGAGCUCAUCCCCCACCUGGUGCAGUGUCUGAGUGAUAAGAAGGCCCUGGUGCGCUCCAUCACCUGCUGGACCCUGAGUCGCUAUGCCCACUGGGUGGUCAGCCAGCCACCUGACACCUACCUGAAGCCCCUGAUGACUGAGCUGCUCAAACGCAUCCUGGACUCCAACAAGAGGGUGCAGGAGGCCGCCUGCAGGUGAGAGGGGGGUUGGCUGUGGUUCAGUUGCGGUCAGUUUGUGGUUUGCUGUCGUUACGUUUGACCAGAUGUGUCCGGUAUUUUUUUGUGUGCGUAAAUGAUCGAUAGAUAACCAGUAAUAAGUGGCUUUUGGUUUUCCAACUCAAGCUAGCGAUGACUGUCCUUGGGAGUGGAAAUAUGAUGAUUGUGACUAUUGGUUGAUCCAAUCAAACAUUUUUUGAACAGCUUGAUUGCAAAGUGCUGUUCUAAACUACCCUUUGUUUUUCCUCUCACCCCUUUCUCUCUCUCCCCUCCCCUCCCCCCUCUCUCUCCCCCUCCCCUCCCCCCUCUCUCUCCCCUCCCCUCCCCCCUCCCUCCUCUCUCUUCUCUCUCUCCCCUCUCUUAGUGCCUUUGCCACUCUGGAAGAGGAGGCGUGUACAGAGUUGGUUCCCUACCUGGCCUAUAUUCUGGACACGCUGGUGUUUGCCUUCAGCAAGUACCAACACAAGAACCUGCUCAUACUGUACGACGCUAUAGGGACGCUCGCUGACUCUGUGGGACACCACCUCAACAAGCCGGUAUACACAGACACACACAUAGAUACUAGGGAUGUGAUAAAUGGAACAUUUUGCUUAACGUUUAAGCUAGAGAUAUGUUUUUUUGCAUGGGGUGCAAAACCGCAUCCGCCAAUGGCACUUGUGGGGGUUGUAGAGCAAAACAGAGAACACCAUCUUGUUCGUGAGAGUCUCCCCUUUCCACAGAGGCCAAACGUUUUGGACGCUACAGAAGUUUUUGUGAGAAGAUGACUCAUGGUCUGACAAACACCGCUGUAGCUCGGCCACCUUCCACUGCAGAUGCGGAAGGCAGACAUAGGCAGAUGUGGCGGAUUGAGACACAGCCCGUGUUAAAAAUAUAUCUUCUAAAUUGAAGGAUUGUGAUGGGGAUUUUUUAUUAUUUACUUAGAUUGAUGCGCUGGUUCGUCAGUAGACUCUUAAGAAUAUACCCUUGAAAGCACCUCGGCUAUGGCACGUUUGUUUGUAAGGGUACACUACAGCUUCUUAAAUGCCGACACGGAACCUUCUAUGGCGACCAGAACUGUCAAUGAAAUAAUCUUGAGCUGCCUGCGCGCAGACCACUCUAUCCUAAAAAAGUGCUUUAAAGUUUGUUAAAUACCGUGACUUACCAAGACAUUUACUAGAAGAAAACAUCUUACGCUAGGAAUCGACUACUAAUAUUCCGUAUAUUUGGAAUGGAGGAGACUGAUUAGUUACCGUACUUCCGAGAACACAAACACUAGCAUCUUUCAUAGCGAGGGACGGAGAGAGAAGGGAGGGGCAAAGUACAUUCAGGUCGGCCACCAGGCAGACGGAAUCAGAACCGUGCACUAGGCCUAUCUAUCAGCAAUCAAAAGUUGUAUCUCGCAAUGGAACUCUGUAUUUUGCAAUUUCUUGGCUUGCAAUGUCUCGCAACUUCAGUAAAGCAGGGCCUAUCAUCAAUGAAUAGGCUAGGAUAUUCUACAUGCAACAGACUGAAGAACUAAGAAACACUUGCAUCAGGGGUGCUUGCUUAGUCCCCUCCUGUACUCCCUGUUCACCCACGUCUGCGUGGCCAAGCACGACUCCAACACCAUCAUUAAGUUUGCCGACGACACAACAGUGGUGGGCCUGAUCACCGACAACAAUGAGACAGCCUAUAGGGAGGAGGUCCGAGACCUGGCAGUGUGGUACCAGGACAUCAACCUCUCCCUCAAUGUGAGCAAGACAAAGGAGCUGAUUGUGGACUAUAGGAAAAGGAAGGCCGAACAGGCCACCAUUAACAUCGACGGGGCUGAAGUGGAGCGGGUCGAGAGUUUCAAGUUCCUUGGUGUCCACAUCACCAACAAACUAUCAUGGUCCAAACACACCAAGACAGUUGUGAAGAGGGCACGACAACACCUUUUCCCCCUCAGUAGUUUGAAAAGAUUUGGCAUGGGUCCCCAGAUUCUCAAAAAGUUAUACAGCUGUACCAUCGAGAGCAUCCUGACCGGUUGCAUCACUGCCUGGUAUUUCAACUGCUCGGCAUCUGACCGUAAGGUGCUAUAGAGGGUAGCGCCUUACGGUCAGGAAGCUUGGCCCCAGUGAUGUACUGGGCCGUACGCGCUACAGAGGGUAGUGCGUACGGCCCAGUACAUCACUGGGGCCAAGCUUCCUAGUGCCUUACGGUCAGACGCCGAGAAGUUGCCAUAACAGGCGGUGAUGCAACCGGUCAGAAUGCUCUCGAUGGUGCAGCUGUAUAACUUUAUGAGAAUCUGGGGACCCAUGCCAAAUCUUUUCAGAGGGUAGUGCGUACGGUCCAGUACAUCACUGGGGCCAAGCUUCCUGCCAUCCAGGACCUCUAUACCAGGCGGUGUCAGACGAAGGGCCAAAAAAUGGUGAAAGACUCCAGUCACCCAAGUCAUAGACUGCUCUCUCUGCUACCGCACGGCAAGCGGUACCGGAGCUCCAUGUCUAGGACCAAAAGGCUCCUUAACAGCUUCUACCCCCAAGCCAUAAGACUGAUGAACAAUUAAUCAAAUGGCCACCCAGACUAUUUACAUUGACCCCCCCCCUGUUGCUACUCGCUGUUUAUUACAGUGCCUUGCAAAAAUAUUCAUCCCCCUUGGCGUUUUUCCUAUUUUGUUGCAUUACAACCUGUAAUUUAAAUUGAUUUUUAUUUGGAUUUCAUGUAAUGGACAUACACAAAAUAGUCCAAAUUGGUGAAGUGAAAUGAAAAAAAUUACUUGUUUCAAAGAAUUCAAAGAAAUUAAGAAAUAAAAAGUGGUGCAUGCAUAUGUAUUCACCCCCUUUGCUAUGAAGCCCCUAAAUAAGUUCUGGUGCAACCAAUUACCUUCAAAAGUCACAUAAUUAGUUAAAUAAAGUCCACCUGUGUGCAAUCUAAGUGUCACAUGAUCUCAGUAUAUAUACACCUGUUCUGAAAGGCCCCAGAGUCUGCAACACCACUAAGCAAGGGGCCCCACCAAGCAAGUGGCACCAUGAAGACCAAGGAGCUCUCCAAACAGGUCAGGGACAAAGUUGUGGAGAAGUACAGGGUUGGGUUAUAAACAAAUAUCUGAAACUUUGAACAUCCCAUUGAGCACCAUUUAAAUCCAUUAUUAAAAAAUGGAAAGAAUAUGGCACCACAACAAACCUGCCAAGAGAGGGCCGCCCACCAAAACUCACGGACCAGGCAAGGAGGGCAUUAAUCAGAGAGGCAACAAAGAGACAAAAAUAACCCUGAAGGAGUAUCUGUCCAUAGGACCACAUUAAGCCGUGGGAGACUCCCCAAAUAUAUGGAAGAAGGUACUCUGGUCAGGUGAGACAAAAAUUUAGCUUUUUGGCCAUCAAGGAAAACGCUAUGUCUGGCGCAAACCCAACACCUCUCAUCACCCCGAGAACACCAUCACAACAGUGAAGCAUGGUGGUGGCAGCAUCAUGCUGUGGGGAAGUUUUUCAUCGGCAGGAACUGGGAAACUGGUCAGAAUUGAAGGAAUGAUGGAUGGCGCUAAAUACAGGGAAAUUAUUGAGGGAAACCUGUUUUAGUCUUCCAGAGAUUUGAGACUGGGACGGAGGUUCACCUUCCAGCAGGACAAUGACCUUAAGCAUACUGCUAAAGCAACACUUGAGUGGUUUAAGGGGAAACAUUUAAAUGUCUUGGAAUGGCCUAGUCAAAGCCCAGACCUCAAUCCAAUUGAGAUUCUGUGGUAUGACUUAAAGAUUGCUGUACACCAGCGGAACCCAUCCAACUUGAAGGAGCUGGAGCAGUUUUGCCUUGAAUAAUGGGCAAAAAUCCCAGUGGCUAAAUGUGCCAAGCUUAUAGAGACAUACCCCAAGAGACUUGCAGCUGUAAUUGCUGCAAAAGGUGGCUCUACAAAGUAUUGACUUUGGAGGGGUGAAUAGUUAUGCACACUCAAGUGUUUUUUUGUCUUAUUUCUUGUUUGUUUCACAAUAAAAAAUAUUUUGCAUCUUCAAAGUGGUAGGCAUGUUGCGUAAAUCAAAUGAUACAAACCCCCCAAAAAUCCAUUUUAAUUCCAGGUUGUAAGGCAACAAAAUAGGAAAAAUGCCAAGGGGGUGAAUACUUUCGAAAGCCACUGUAUCGAUGCAUAGUCACUGUACCUCGACUAACCUGUACCCCCCGCACAUUGACUCUGUACCGGUACCCCUUGUAUAUAGCCUCAUUAUUGUUAUGUAAUUUUCUUGAGUUACUUUUUGAUUAGAUUUGUUUACUUUAGUUAGGGUAUUUUCUUAACUUUAUUUAUUGAACUGCAUUGUUGGUUAAGGGCUUGUAAGUAAGCAUUUCACGGUAAGGUCUACACCUGUUGUAUUCGGCGCAUGUGACACAUUUGAUUUGAUUUGAUCAUUAACGAGGUGAAAGAGCCGGUGAGCCAGAUGCACUGUGACAAAACAUUUGUGGGGAGGGGGGAAACAUUGUUCCUUUAGGAAUCUUUCUCAUCUUUAGACACACACACACACACACAUUCCGCCAAUGACGUCUCCCACACACACAGCAAUGACUUGAGCAAUACAGCAUCUACACUUGCAUUUGAUUUCCCCUUUCAGGUGUGUGUCGGAUUGUGAUUGCUAAUGUGUGUUCUACUGUAUGUGUUUAGGAGUACAUUCAGAUGCUGAUGCCUCCGCUGAUAGCAAAGUGGAACCAGUUGAAGGAUGAAGACAAGGAUCUGUUCCCUUUACUAGAGGUGAGCCUCACCAUUAGGGUUGCAAAGCUACAGGUAGUUUACCAAAGUUACCGGAAUCUUCAGUAAUUUAGGUAAUUAAGAGUAAAUAUAUGUCGAUCUAUUGUAACUCUGGUAAUUUAUACUUGAAUAACUUUUUUUUAAACGUAUUCAUAUAUAGUCUUAAUUGUUUCAUAUCUGUGUCCACAUUGUCCAUGAGUUUCUAUUAGAUAGACCAUAAGGUUCAAGAGGAAGUAUCCUAAUUAAUAAAAAAAAGCAUCUAAUCAACAAUGGCAUUAUUUGCAAUUAACUCUGCAACUCUUCCAACUAUUGACUUUUUUCACAACUGUCACCAGUUUGACACCAAAACAUUGACCAAAAUACAUAUGUGACCGACUUGCUCGAUUCGGCCUUACGUCGCAAAAUGUUAAAUGGUGUUUUUUUUACAUUGGAUAAAAAUAGAGAAUCAGAGCUAGAAAAUGGUAUGUCAUACACUACAGUUGAGGAACAAUGGGAAAGUAAUUCUGUUUUGAAAGUUGAUCAACUUUGUAACCCCACUUUUGAGAAAAUGGCCCUUGAAUGUUUUGCUACACCUAUUGGAGAGCUCUCCUUUGUCUACACCCAUUCAGCAUCGUCCACACCCUCUUAAGCCGUAGCCCCACCCAUCUCUUUAAGGAUUCACAUAGGAGGCCAUGUUCUAUACAGAGUGAGUAUGGUAGUGUACUAAACAACCAAAGAUUUUAAGACUAAAGGCUGGUUUAUGCUACGUCUAUCGACAUGUUUGUAGACUGUUGUCGCAGUGACAUCAUGAACAUUCUAUUGUCGUCUGACAUCAAACUUGUCGUUGUCGUUAUGAAAAAGUAUAAACACAAAAAUAACAGGCUGCAUGACAUCAGCAGCCUGGUUGUCCAAAAUAGCAUAAUUGGUGUAUUUUAACACCAGUAAACCCAUCCGUUUAAAAUGAAUUUAGUAUAUGUCAAUCUAGCAAACCAGGCAACUAAAAGCAACUUUCUUAAACAAUGUUUUGAUUCGUUUCUAGCUUGUUAGCUAGCUAACGUUACGUUAGCUGGCUAGCCAGUACAAAUAAUUACCAUAUCAUAUAGCUGACAACGUCUUAUCUUUAGCUAAUUUGUAUUUGUUAUUACAGGAAAAUAAACUCACAACCAGAUCAUUAUUUACAAGUUAAUGGCGAACUAAUUACAGAUAAUAGCUUACGGUUGUGAGUGUGACAAAAUAAAAGCAGGGCAUUCUUCUACCGGAUAAUUUUUGAACUUGGACACUGUCUUGUUGGCCUAACGUUAUAUCCUAAUUUGACUUAGGUGCAGGUCAUGUUGUUCUAUACAUUACCGUCUCUGGUAAACACACACUAUAUCAAAUAAAAUCAACGUUUAUUUGUCACAUGCACAGGAUACAGAAGGUGUAAACGGUACAGUGAAAUGGUUACUUGCAUAGUGGAGUCUUUUGUUUAAACAUGUAGCUAGCUAGCUAAACAAUGAAACAUAAUCCCAACUCAUAACAUUACUACCCUGUAUGAAUCUGCUGGUAGCUAAAGCUAAUCAACUAACUAGGUUCAAUGUUAGCUAGCUAGCUAACAUUAGGCUAUAACUAGCAAUGCAAAUGGCUCUGAUGAAUAAUAUUACUACACAGAUCAUACACAUAACGUUAGCUAGCGAGCCAGUCAGCUAACGUUAGCUAGCUAGCUAACAGUACGUUUUAACUUGCAAUGAAAAUGACUUUCUGACAAAAUUAGAAACUUAUAAAAUCUGAAUGUAGCUAGCUAGACUCUUUUACCCGUAUACAUGGAUGAACGCUUCUCCCUCUGUCAUGGAUGCCAUGGUUGCCCUUAGUUUGAAGAUGUAACUCGGAGACAAGUGUUUUAUUCCACAGCCUUCUUCUUUGUGUUCUCUUUUCGACUCCCUCCACAAUAUAUGCAAUCAAACGCCAGACUUUUCUCCAUCUCCUUAGCUAUCAUACUCUGCUUCCACCGGGCAUUCCACUGAUUUCAAAACUCUGUUCUCCAGAAAUUGGAGAGCAUUAGCAACACUUAUGCAGUUCUUCGGGAUAUCUUUCAAAAUAGCUGCGUUAGAAAGGAUUACCUACACAUACUGAGCAGCUCAUGUUAUAGACAUAAGCGUGCUAAAUGGCAGACCAAUCAGAAUUAAUCUCUUGACAUGUCCAGCCCAUACAUUCUCAGCCAAUCAUUGCUAGCGGCAAGGUUCCUGUCUUUUUCCGUGGCUAAACCAACGAGGCUCGUAAUGUAACAGUUCUAUUCGUAUUUACAGAUGACAUACAAGUUCGUUAUUAAGGCACAUGAAAGUUCACAUGUUCCAGAAGGCAUUUCUGCAAAUGCGUUUUGAUUAAAAAUAAUUGUUUAUGUUCAAAUGCCUCUCCUGUAAAGUAGUGAUGACGACAUACGCCUAGUUUCCUGAAACGAGUCACAUAUUGACAUAGUAAAAUAAGUGUGUAAGAAAAUAUAAAGGAUAUUUCAUGCUGAAACCCUCACAUUAAAUCCCAAUGGUAUUCAUUUAGGGUAAUAUUUAGGAUAAUGUUUUACAGCGUUGUCAUUCUAUUUUUAUUUUAAAAUCAUCUUAUUUAUUUCAUAUACUUUACAUGAGAUCAUGCCACACAUAGGGCCAGAGAUAAUGACAGACACCUGUGAUAAUCUGAAGUACCCAAAAGGGCCACUAGAUGUCUUGUGAUAGAUUAAAUGAAAUCCUUGAAAGAUACCAGAAUUCUUGUAGUUUACUGGUAAACUUUAAAAGUGUCCAGUAAUAUACCCUCCCUUUAAAACCCUACUAACCGCCUCGAGGAGUUUCCCACACUUUACCGACAACAAAUGCUUACCCUGUAAAACGAUAAAUUACUACCUGUACAGUGCCUUGCAAAAGUAUUCACCCCCCUUGGCGUUUUUCCUAUUUUGUUGCAUUACAACCUGUAAUUUAAAUGGAUUUUUAUUUGGAUUUCAUAUAAUGGACAUACACAAAAUAAUCCAAAUUGGUGAAGUGAAAUUAAAAAAAUUACUUGUUUCAAAAAAUUAUACUAAAUAAAUAACGGAAAAGUGGUGCGUGCAUAUGUAUGAAGCCCCAAAAUAAGCUCUGGUGCAACCAAUUACCUUCAGAAGUCACAUAAUUAGUUAAAUAAAGUCCACCUGUGUGCAAUCUAAGUGUCACAUGAUCUCAGUAUAUAUACACCUGUUCUGAAAGGCCCCAGAGUCUGCAACACCACUAAGCAAGGGGCACCACCAAGCAAGUGACACAAUGAAGACCAAGGAGCUCUCCAAACAGGUCAGGGACAAAGUUGUGGAGAAGUACAGAUCAGGGUUGGGUUAUAAAAAAAUAUCUAAAACUUUGAACAUCCCAUGGAGCACCAUUUAAAUCCAGGCUCUGUCGCAGCCGGCCGCGACCGGGAGAAUCAUGGGCGGCGCACAAUUGGCCCAGCGUCGUCCAGGGUAGGGGAGGGAAUGGCCGGCAGGGAUGUAGCUCAGUUGAUAGAGCAUGGCGUUUGCAACGCCAGAGUUGUGGGUUCGAUUCCCACGGGGGGCCAGUAUUAAAAAAGUAAUAAAUAAAUAUUUAUUCACUAACUGUAAGUCGCUCUGGAUAAGAGCGUUUGCUAAAUGACUAAAAUGUAAAUGUAAAUGUAAAUAUGGCACCACAACAAACAUGCCAAGAGAGGGCCGCCCACCAAAACUCAAAGACCAUGCAAGGAGGGCAUUAAUCAGAAAGGCAACAAAGAGACCAACGAUAACCCUGAAGGAGCUGCAGAGCUCCACAGCGGAGAUUGACGUAUCUGUCCAUAGGACCACUUUAAGCCAUACACUCCACAGAGCUGGGCUUUCCGGAAGAGUGGCCAGAAAAAAAGCCAUUGCUUAAAGAAAAAAAUAAGCUAACACGUUUGGUGUUCACCAAAAGGCAUGUGGGAGACUCCCCAAACAUAUGGAAGAAGGUACUCUGGUUAGAUGAGACUAAAAUUGAGCUUUUUGGCCAACAAGGAAAACGCUAUGUCUGGCGCAAACCCAACACCUCUCCCCGAGAACACCAUCCCUACAGUGAAUAGUUAUGCAUGCUCAAGUUUUCUGUUUUUUUUGUCUUAUUUCUUGUUUCACCCCAAAAACUAUUUUGCAUCUUCAAAGUGGUAGGCAUGUUGUGUAAAUCAAAUGAUACAAACCCCCCAAAAAUCCAUUUUAAUUCCAGGUUUUAAGGCAACAAAAUUGGAAAAAUGCCAUGGGGGGGGUGAAUACUUUCGCAAGCCACUGUAACUGAGGUUAUCAAGUAUAAUAUUAUUUAUUCCUCUUAUGUCCUCUCUUUUGUCACUUCCCCUUUCUCUCAAUCACCCCAACUCUUUCUUUCCCUUUCUUCCCCCCCAUCUCUGUCCUUCUUUCUCUCUCUCUCUCUCUCCAUCCCUCUCUCAGUGCCUGUCGUCAGUAGCCACGGCGCUCCAGAGUGGUUUCCUGCCCUACUGUGAGCCUGUGUACCAGCGCUGUGUUAACCUGGUGCAGAAGACCCUCGCUCAGGCUAUGGUGAGACACGCACGCACGCAGUGCAUUUGUAAAGUAUUCAGACCCCUUGACUUUUUCCACAUUUUGUUACGUUACAGCCUUAUUCUAAAAUGGAUACAAUUAAUUUUUAAAGGCCUACACAGUGUCUGUCUAGUGAAUUAUGUACAUUUUCUGCCUGGAUUCUGGCUCACCUAAUCAGUCUGUUGCAUAAGUGACUUUGUUUGUGUAGCGCCUUGCUUUUUUUCUUGUCUGUAAACAAUAUCUUGUUUGUGCCAACUGGCUGCGUGAGUUGGCACUGAACACCAUGGAGAGGCAAUUGGCACAGAUUGUUUGUUUGUGUGUGUGUGUGAGAACAUUUGGAAGACUUAUCUGCUCGCAGUGGGGUGUCAUGCUUGGGGUAUGUGGCAUCUAAUUGUUUCCAAUCUCUCCUUUCCCAAUUCUAAUCCACACACUCUCUCACUUCCUCUAUCGUCCGUCUACCUUUUUUUUACCCCCUCCCCCCUCGCUCUCCAUCCAGCUCCACCAGUCCCAGCCAGACCAGUACGAGGCCCCUGAUAAGGACUUUAUGAUUGUGGCCCUGGACCUGCUUAGCGGGUUGGCUGAAGGGUUGGGCGGCAACAUCGAGCAGCUGGUCGCCCCUAGCAACAUCCUCACGCUCAUGUACCAGUGCAUGCAGGUAACCAGUGUCCUCACCUAGAGCUGGGACGAUAAACCGAAUAUUACCGAUUUCGCUGUCGGCUGCUGUCUGAGCGAGCCAAUUCUCACUCUCUCUCCCCACUCUGCGCAAGGAGGAGGGAGAGAUGCAUUCUGAGAAGCACAAGCGUAUGACCGUUGCUCAAAAUGCUAUUGCGGGAAAAAUACAGUUUUCAAAGCAACUGCUGUUCUAGUUACAUAGAGGAGAGUCACAUCUUUCUGUGUUUUAUAUAAUGAAUUUCUCACCUCUUAAUAUUAAGUUCAUGGCACCACUUUACAACCGGAGUAGGCUGUAGUUAGUAUGGUUUUGAUGCGCCUGCAGAGCGGAGCGCACCGUUUGCAGUGAAUAGGCCUACAUCAAGUAGCCUAGGCUUGGCGCUGGAAAGUUUUUGUAGGACAGUCAGGCUACAUUUACAGAAUUAUUAAUCAAUUAGCCUACAUGGCUAUCUAGCAACAAUAUCAUAUUUAGAGUUAACAAUCUAGCUAAGUGUUUUGCGUUCCCACUUCCUCAGGUAGUGAAUAAUAUAGCCUAUAGGCCAAUAUGAAGCGCCAAAAGAAAUCUGAUAAUUCUGGAUCCAACAUCAAAGGUUGCACAUCAAAAUAUCAAUCAUGCAUUUCCUGGAUAUGUUAGAUGAAAUGGCUUACUUUUUAAGUCAUAGGCUACCAUCACCGUUGUCUGUCUUGGCACUGGAAAAAAAUUAUUAUAGAGCCCCGCCGCUAAUGUAAAGUAACUGUAAAUUAAAUCGUAUUUGUUAUCAAGCAAAAUUCUCUCUACUCUCUCUCCCUCUUCCUCUCUCUCGCUCCCCCUCUCUCUUUCUCUCUCCCCCUCUUUCUUUCUUUUCCUCUCAUUCAGGACAAAAUGCCUGAGGUGCGUCAGAGCUCCUUUGCUCUGCUGGGUGACCUGACUAAGGCUUGUUUCCAGCACGUAAAGCCAUGCAUUGGUACGUACUCUUUUCUCUUACACCACAUUGGCAGUAACACACUGCCUAGUAGUCCAAAUGUGAGCUUAUCAAUUACCGAUGGUAUAAGCCUCUUUCUCUCCUGUGCAGCUGAUUUCAUGCCUAUAUUAGGCACUAAUCUGAACCCAGAAUUGAUAUCGGUGUGCAACAAUGCAACAUGGGCAAUCGGAGAGAUAUCUAUACAAAUGGGUGAGUGUCCACAAAAUGUCACAAAACGGUCACACACACACCAGCUUACAUGCAUUCUAAUGAACACACACACGCACUCACACUUGCACUCACACCCACGGCCUCACUCACGGACCUUCAUUUUUCCGGCCUCUCCCCAGGCGCUGAGAUGCAGCCCUACGUGGCCAUGGUGCUGCACCAGCUGGUUGAGAUCAUCAACAGGCCCAACACCCCAAAGACCCUGCUGGAGAACACAGGUACCACAAGGUGGCGCUUUGCUGAGCCCACCAGCCACAGCACAGGGAGGUGUUGCACAGUCCGUCAGGCCUACUCUGAGCGCGUCCCAAUCGUCCCUCCCUUCUCCCAAAUUGUGCACUUGUUCACUUCCCUUCAUGGAUUUGACAGGAAAUGACUGGUAUAUGAAAGAUCCACCUAGCCCGUGCCAAGACUAAUCCAAUGCGUUUUUCGUUUUUGGGGAGUAGUGAACGAGUGCACACUUCAGGAUGAAGGAGAGAUUAUUGGGACGCACCCUCUGAAUUGAGAUGAGGCCAUUCAUCUCUAUCUGAAAGGCUCCCCAAGCCCUGGGCCUUACAGGUUUCGCCGGUUUCGCCCAAAUAUCCCAACUACUCCUACCAACUGAUCUAUGGCUUAGAGGCUGUGUUUAUGGGUUGUUGGAUCCCUGCUGAAGUAAAUGUAAUGUUGCUCAGGUGGAAAGAGAGAGUGAUAAAGAGAGAUUGAUAGAUACAAAUUUUGUUCCUCACUAACCAGGUUUCCAUCCUUUUAUGCGAGUCAAGUACAUGUUGGAUAAAAAAUGUCAUGACAGGCCUGUUGGAAACAGCACAUUUGUCGGUAAACUUUCCAAAUGUCGACAAAACAAAAUGUGCUAGACAAGGUGGGAUCUUUUUGUUGGUAAAAUUAAUUAUGCGAGAAAUGGUGGUGGAAACUAGACUGACGACUCACACUAAAUUAUUCUGCUGCUCUGUCAUUCGCUACCUACUUUAGUCUGAGACUGCAAUCAUUUAAGUAGUUUGUGGUGACGAAGGGCAUGAGGGGCAUUGUACAAAACAGUCCUCAUUGAUUGGAUCAUAUUCAACCUAUCAGAUUAUCAAAGCCAAUGACGAAUUUUCAAACUGCCACUUUACCCACGUGUGUUCUGGCUCUGGCCCAACCCAUCGGUUUCUGGACCAAUCAGAUGGCCCUGAAUGUGUUCGCAUUCGGUGAAGGGUCAGGGAGGUACUCAGAUCCAGACUAAUUUCUGAGAAGAAACUAAUGUCCAUGGGCGUGGCGUAGCGUUUGGCUGGAGUAAGGAGUCUGGGUAGCCAGGCAAGGUUGAAAUCCCUUCAUGCACAAAUAUUGAUAUAAUAACCAUCAUAUCGAAGUUAACUCGGAGUCACGCGAUGAUAUGUUAUGUAGUCCUCCCACUACGACUCGGGAAAACAUGCAGUUUAUUAGGCUACAGAUUAAAUAAAUGAUGAUGAACUUCACUGGGUGGUGAAAGUGCACGGUGAUGAGCUUGAUGCUCCUUUCCAAUAAAUAUUGAGGGUCUUAUUCUGGUGACAUGAUGAUCGAUGCUUGACUACCGCUUUGACAAUAAAAAAAAUGUGUGCUCUUAUCCAUAAUCUCAUCAUGUAGAUAGCCUACAUUGUAUCUGCGAGCUGUUGGUUAGAGCACACAUGCGAAGACCAGAGAGGGAACAUUUGCGAUAUAACGCAACAUUUGUUGUGACAAAACCAUCAGUAGAGUUGAAAAUGCGAUGGAAACCCAUUUAACUUGUAUUUUUUAACCGCAAAAGUUAUUUUAUGUGCACUAUGUCAUCACCCACCGCCUUUUACAAGUCAAUUUGAUGGAAACACAUCUCUGGUGGGAAAAUGUGCAUAUUGUUUUUAUGCGGAUUUUAGAAUAUUAGCAUGAAAAUCUGUUGCCAAUUGGAUGGAAACCUAGCUAUAGAGUAAGUUUAAAAACCGAGCGAACCCUGUAAGUGUACAGUCUUGGCGUGAUUAACUGAAAUGAAUUGAUUCUAUUGUGCCUAUGGUUGUCAGGUUUUUCUAGCUGUAUUUCCAUUGAAGUAAAGUUGAAGUGUUGAGCAGCAUCAGUAGGUGACAGUGAGGCCUUAACUGAGACAGAUGAGUGUCUCCCAACCUCACUUACAGCUAAAUGCUUAGAGUUUUCAUACGGUUAAUUUGACAAACUGAAUGUUUACUGAACACUCGGAUAAUAAUAAUUAAUAAUAAUAACUAGUCUUCUUUGCUGAUUGAGAAAAGAGUUAAUCCCACCCUAAACAUUUUUGUGGUGUUGAAAUGUUAUAGCACCUACACUUAGCAAACAAACCUUCAGUUACACUCUGCUCUUAUUUAGAAGCUCUAUUCGAAUUGGAGACUGUGCUUGGGAAAGCCAAAAUGGCCGCCCGACAUAAACUAGAACCACUGAGCCAAAAUGAGGGUGAAGUGUAACCUGCUUAACUAUCCCUACCAGGGAAACUGGGGAAUUUGUAGAUGUUGUUCUGUUUGUCAGUUUAUUUGUUGUUUUUAGUUACUGUUUUUUAAAUGUGAAUGCAUAUCUGCCAAUAGAUGUUGAAUGUUGUUUAGUUAAAGGAUGGCAAGUGUUUGAUGCAGGAUACGUGAUGAAUUGAUGGAGCCAUAGCACUAUGCUGUUGAGCUCAGACCACUGCCAUUCUAUUUUAGUAUGAUAAAUUGAAACCUCUUUGUUUCCAUUUGGUUUCCCAAUCAACAUUUUUCCCCUAACCAAUCAAAACAUUCAGAAAUAUAUCCAUAUUGAUUAUCUUAUAGCUCACCAAUUUGAUAAUUCAGAGCACUUUUAAAACACACACAUAUAAAGUCACAUCAACGCUAAACACUGAAAUUGAGGUGGAUUGGGUUUGAGGCCAUAUAUAGCUAUAACUCCUCCCCUCCACCCUCAUUUGAAACAAAUCAGCCUAUCCUGCACUGAACUCAAUUUCUAAUGAGCCUAUCAUCUGCUUUCUGCAUGUCUCAUUGGACUGUUCAUAAAUUCCUGUUUCUUAAUGAGAAUGUUGCAUCGUUUUGUGUCUCUUAAACGUAGGUCCUCGCUCCUCUCUGCCUCUUCAUAAGAACCUGCUGUGCUGGAUACUAGUCUCCUUCCAUGUAGUUGGCUUGGAGUACUGUCAUUUCUUUACAACCAAAAGAAAGAACGUUUCUGUUUCUUAUGGAAAGAUGAACCUUUUUGUGAGUUUAAGGGAGAAACCUAUGAAAGCUCAAUUCCCAGCUGGCAACUUUGAGAGGAAUAAUAACUGUAUAAACAUUAAUGACUUCACAUUUACACUUUUACUUUUAGAUGAAGAUCAUUCAUUUAACAUUUGGGAGAGAGGAGUUUGUUGCAAGAGAACAGAGGCCAUUUCACCAUUCAUAUUUCUGAUGUCAUAUUUCUGACGUCCGAGCAGGCAUGUUGCCGUUUGAUUUGAUAUUGUGUUGUCAAAGUGUUCUCCCUUAAAUUAGUUGUUUGUUUUUAGAGUGUCAUACUAUCUUACGUUUUUCCCCCAGUAGUGAGCGGGGCAGUAGUAAUCAACACUAGUGAAUUCUUCUGUUUAAUAUCAUGCACAGAUUCUGUUGAUUUAUGUUUCUGAGUUGUUUGUUUGUUUUUUCUUUAUUUUUUCUCCUCCUCCUCCUCAUUGCUCAUGUCUUGGUUGGCGUUUGGUGGUGUAUAUCCGUGAUUGCGUUACCUUAGCAAUAACAAUUGGUCGUCUUGGUUACGUUUGUCCUCAAGAGGUGGCACCCAUGCUACAGCAGUUUAUAAGACCCUGGUGUGUAUUAUUCAAUAUAUUUUUAUUUAAUUCAUUUUCUCUUUCUCCGCGUCUGUCUCUCCCUGUCCUGUCACUCUCGCUUUCCUUCCCUGUCACUGUCUUUCUCUGUCUCUUCAUCAUCUUUCUUUCUAAAAUAAGUAUUUUCUGUUUCUCCUGAAUCAGUCUGUAAUCAAUUGCCAACCAUGUGACUAAUCUUGUCCUCUUUUAGGUCCCCUCAGUGUGAUUUAUUUUGCCUCAGUAGCACCUUCAUGUAUUUGAUACAUUAUUGGUUUAUUUAUUUAGCUUUUUUUUUGUCGUUGUUAAUUGUCACUAACUACUAAUUAGUGCAUGGGAUCAGAUUGUCACAUGCCUGCUGGUUCAGAAAGAAAAAGGGAAAACAAAUGGCUUCCCAAAAAUUCCAGACGCAUUCCAAAAUAAUUCCCAAAAGUAUUCCCGGAUUAUUCCCAAAUCCCCCAUCUUGUCCAAUAGUCCUCCAGCUGCAUGUGCCUAUCCCAGAAUUCCUCAAAACUUCCUUUAAGAAAAAAGUUAAUAUUUCAAAAGAAAUUGGCAUUGAUAAGGUGCUAUAGUAAAGGCUUGCCUGAAUGCCACAUGGGCCAAAUGGAAGUUAUUUUAAGUGAUAAAGCAGUUUUAGUGACUCACGUGUAAGUGAAUAGAGUUAAGUGCCUUCACACACAGUCUCAGAAUGACAGGUUUGUUUGAUGUGCAUGCACAAUUCUGAUACCGUUUUAGAUAACCUGAGAGAAAUCAUUUUCUCCCCACAAGAAUGUGUUGUACAUACAGUGGCUUGCGAAAGUAUUCACCCCACUUGGCAUUUUUCCUAUUUUGUUGCCUUACAACCUGGAAUUAAAAUUGAUUUUUGGGGGGUUUGUAUCAUUUGAUUUACACAACAUGCCUACCACUUUGAAGAUGGAAAAUGAAAACAGAAAACUUGAGCGUGCAUAACUAUUCACCCCCCCAAAGUCAAUACUUUGUAGAGCCACCUUUUGCAGCAAUUACAGCUGCAAGUCUCUUGUGGUAUGUCUCUAUAAGCUUGAUAUAUCUAGCCACUGGGAUUUAUGCCCAUUCCUCAAGGCAAAACUGCUCCAGCUCCUUCAAGUUGGAUGGGUUCCGCUGGUGUACAGCAAUCUUUAAGUCAUACCACAGAUUCUCAAUUGGAUGGAGGUCUGGGCUUUGACUAGGCCAUUCCAAGACAUGUAAAUGUUUCCCCUUAAACCAGUCGAGUGUUGCUUUAGCAGUAUGCUUAGGGUCAUUGUCCUGCUGGAAGGUGAACCUCCGUCCCAGUCUCAAAUCUCUGGAAGACCGAAACAGGUUUCCCUCAAGAAUGUCCCUGUAUUUAGCGCCAUCCAUCAUUCCUUCAAUUCUGACCAGUUUCCCAGUCCCUGCCGAUGAAAAACAUCCCCACAGCAUAAUGCUGCCACCACCAUGCUUCACUGUUGGGAUGGUGUUCUCGGGGUGAUGAGAGGUGUUGGGUUUGCGCAAGACAUAGCGUUUUCCUUGAUGGCCAAAAAGCUCAAUUUUAGUCUCAUCUGACCAGAGUACCUUCUUCCAUAUGUUUGGGGAGUCUCCCACAUGCCUUUUGGUGAACACCAAACGUUUGCUUAUUUUUUUCUUUAAGCAAUGGCUUUUUUUCUGGCCACUCUUCUGUAAAGCCCAGCUCUGUGGAGUGUACGGCUUAAUGUGGUCCUAUGGACAGAUACUCCAAUCUCCGCUGUGGAGCUUUGCUGCUCCUUCAGGGUUAUCUUUGGUCUCUUUGUUGCCUCUGAUUAAUGCCCUCCUUGCCUGGUCCGUGAGUUUUGGUGGGCGGCCCUCUCUUGGCAGGUUUGUUGUGGUGCCAUAUUCUUUAAAUUUUUUAAUAAUGGAUUUAAUGGUGCUCCGUGGGAUGUUCAAAGUUUCGGAUAUUUUUUUAUAACCCAACCCUGAUCUGUACUUCUCCACAACUUUGUCCCUGACCUGUUUGGAGAGCUCCUUGGUCUUCAUGGUGCCGCUUGCUUGGUGGUGCCCCUUGCUUAGUGGUGUUGUAGACUCUGGGGCCUUUCAGAACAGGUGUGUAUAUAUACUGAGAUCCUGUGACAGAUCAUGUGACACUUAGAUUGCACACAGGUGGACUUUAUUGAACUAAUUAUGUGACUUCUGAAGGUAAUUGGUUGCACCAGAGCUUAUUUAGGGGCUUCAUAGCAAAGGGGGUGAAUACAUAUGCACGCACCACUUUUCCGUUAUUGAUUUUGUAGAAUUUCUUGAAACAAGUAAUUGUUUUCAUUUCACUUCACCAAUUUGGACUAUUUUGUGAAUGUCCAUUUACAUGCAAUCCAAAUAUAAAUCCAUUUAAAUUACAGGUUGUAAUGCAACAAAAUAGGAAAAACGCCAAGGGGGAUGAAUACUUUUGCAAGGCACUGUAACUAAGUAGUCUUUGUUAAAGUACUUCCGGUAGUAUCAAAUCUUUGAAAUAUCUAAAUGGUCGUAGAUUGAAUUCACAUGUAUGGAGUAAAAAUGGCAAGUUUACUUUUAAUAUACUAUAGGUUCUAUUUAGUACUUUUUUACAGUAACAUAUAAUCAACAAUACCCUUUGAGGCAAUAUGUAGUAUUUUUAUAUUUUGGAAGGUAUUUUACUUAUAAAUUACAUUUUCAUAGUGGAAUUUAUGUUUUUGAAUUAUGUUAGAAUGUAUUAGUGAAAAGUACCGUAAUUUUCGGACUAUAAGCCGCGCCUUUUUUUCAAAUUUUUCGACCCUGCGGCUUAUAUAACGGUGCGGCUAAUCUAUGGAUUUUUACAGCUAACGGCCACUAGAAGACCUCCUAAAUCUAUGGAUUUUACAGGUUACAGUCCACCAACUUUAACUCUAUGGGCUCUAUGACCGGUCCGCGCCCCCCACCUUUAAGCAGCGGGCUCCAGCAGGAAAAGCUGGAGGCCAGAAAAGAGUGAGACAGGUAGCGCGCAAAAGUAAAAGUGGAACCGAGAGUGGUACGAGAGACAGAACGAGAGCAAGACAGACAGACAUUACGAGAGCGAGACAGUUUGUUCAAAGGAAGUUUUCAUGCACAAACCCUCAAUAUGGAAAACAAACGUAGAAAUGCAUAUGAUGCAGCUUUUAAGUUAAAGGCAGUCAAUCUGGCUGUAAAAGAAGGAAAUAGAGCUGCUGCACGUAGCCUUGGCGUCAAUGGUGAGACGUUGGAGACGCCAGUGGGAAGAACUGUCUCAAUGCAAAAAGUCAAAAAAAGCUUUCAUAUGGUAAUUAAACAUUAAAACACCUGCGGCUUAUAGUCCAGUGCGGCUUAUAUAUGUACACAUCAUUCAAUUUAGCUGCUGCGGCUUAUACUCCGGUGCGCCUUAUAGUGCGGAAAAUACGGUAAAAGUAAUAUGGUAUACCUAUGCAAGUACAAGUAACUUAUUGAAUACAGUCAAUGGUAACUUCAGAGUGCUAUAAGGGUUUUGAAUUGUAAUGCUAUGCAGUACUUAAAGGCAGCCUCUCUGGCCUGGUGUAAAACGUGGCUGUUCCUGUUGGCAGGUGCACCUCUCUACGGAACAUAAGAGACAAUGAGGAGAAAGACUCAGCGUUCCGAGGCAUCUGCACUAUGAUCAGUGUCAACCCAGGAGGAGUGGUGCAGGUGAGGCCCCUGGGCAUUGCUGCCCUCUUGAGGAUAACGUAUAAACUGCACUUCUUUUCAUGGCCCCAUCAGUUGAGGACUAAGAAAAAUAAAGGAACUGCAUUACUGGUUAGAUGGCCCCAUUAGUGAAGGAUGUUAGUUGGAAAACUGUUGUCUCAAGCCAGACUUUUUCUCAUUUCCUCCAGGAUUUUAUAUUUUUCUGUGAUGCAGUGGCCUCGUGGGUAAAUCCAAAGGAUGAUCUGCGAGACAUGUUUGGCAAGGUAAAAACUGAUCAUGACUGUGGCCUUUUUUUCAUUUAGGCAAAAUUCUGUCCUCCGUCCUCUCUCCUCCUUGACCCGGAAACAGAUAAGUGGUCGAGGAGAGUGUCAAAUUGUUAGUAGGCGAACGGGAGAGUGUCCUCCCCUCAUUGAUAGCCACCUUUCAUCUAGGAUAUUCAUGUGUAUCCUACCCGAGUCCUUCGCGGAAGAGUUUUGAUAUCCGCCACACCCCAUUUGAAGCAGUUGUUUUCUCGAAGGAGAAAAGCAUUCAAACAUUUAAAAACAAUAUGCUAUUUAUACUUUCAUCUACAACAUUUCUUGCCCAACUAGCUACAUUAGUUUUGACUUUACACAUUUAUUUUGGGAUUCCACCCCUGUAAACGUAAUUUGCUUGAUGACACGCGAGUGGAGACGGAGAGUCUCAUUUCAUACAAGCGCAUUUUCGUCCACGUUCCUUCUCCUCGCCGCCACGCCUCGCCUCGAUUACCUUUGACCUUUUUCAAAAGGAGGCGAGCAUGGACGGAGGAGAGAGGACGCAGGAGUUGAGCAAAUCCAAUUGCAAAAAGGCCUAUGUACCAUGUAGGGCCUAGUCUACGAGACUGAGUACCUGUGUGUGAGAAAGGAGAAGAUGAGAAUAUCCUGAUCCACAAUGCGUGUUUGUGCACGUACAUGCAUGUGCGUGCAUAGCUUUGUGUGUACAUUCUAAUUAUGUGUUGAUAUUUUCAGAUCCUCCAUGGGUUCAAGAACCAGGUGGGCGAGGAAAACUGGAGGCGUUUCUCAGACCAGUUCCCUCUGCCUCUGAAGGAACGACUGGCGGCCUUCUACGGGGUGUAAUGCUUUCCAUAGGAACAGGCCUGUUCAAGGGGGUACGUCGCAUAUUCAUGUUUAAAAAUGGUUGAAAAUCUAAUUAGAGCUGAGAUAUCAGAUCUAAGGUACUUUCGUGUCUCUUCAGUUUGUCAGCCACCUUAUUUAAGCAAAAUGAUAAGCAAGCAAAACAAAGUUGAUAUACAGUGCCUUCAGAAAGUAUUCACACCCCUUGACUUUUUCCACAUUAUGUUGCCUUACAGCCUGAAUUUAAAAUUGAUUAAAUUGAGAUUUUUUGUUACUGGCCUAUACACAAUACCCCACAAUGUCAAAGUGGAAGUUUGUUUUUUGACAUUUUUACAAAUUAAUUUAAAGUUGAAAUGUCUUGAGCCAAUAAGUAUUAACCACUUUGUUAUGGCAAGCAUAAAUAUGUUAAUGAGUAAAGAUUUGCUUAACGAGUCACAUAAUAAGUUGCAUGGACUCAUUCUGUGUGCAAUAAUAGUGUUUAACAUGAUUUUUGAAUGACUACCUUAUCUCUGUACCCUACACGUACAAUUAAUCUGUAAGGUCCUUCAGUCGAGCAGUGAAUUUCAAACAGAUUCAACCACAAUACAUACAAAAGUAUGUGGACACCCCUUCAAAUUAGUUGAUUCGGCUAUUUCAGCCACACCCGUUGCUGACAGGUGUAUAAAAUCGAGUACACAGCCAUGCAGUCUCCAUAGACAAACAUUGGCAGUAGAAUGGCCUUACUGAAGAGCUCAGUGACAUUCAACGUGGCGCCGUCAUAGGAUACCACCAUUCCAACAAGUCCGUUUGUAAAAUGUCUGCCCUGCUAGAGCUGCCCCGGUUAUUGUGAAGUGGAAACGUCUAGGAACGGCUCAGCCGCGAAGUGGUAGGUCACACAAGCUCACAGAACGGGACCGCCAAGUGCUGAAGAGCUCAGCGCGUAAAAAUCAUCUGUCCUCGGAUGCAACACUCACUACCGAGUUCCAAACUGCCUAUGGAAGCAAAGUCAGCACGAGAACGGUUCAUCGGGAGCUUCAUGAAAUGGGUUUCCAUGGCCGAGCAGCCGCACACAAGCCUAAGAUCACCAUGCACAAUGCCAAGCGUCGGCUGGAGUGCUGUAAAGCUCGCCGCCAUUGGACUAUGGAGCAGUGGAAACGCAUUCUCUGGAGUGAUGAAUCACGCUUCACCAUCUGGCAGUCCGACAGACGAAUAUGGGUUUGGCAGAUGCCAGGAGAACGCUACCUGCCCGACUACAUCGUGCCAACUGUAAAGUUUGCUGGAGGAGGAAUUAGAUCUACUUGAAAAUCUAUGGCAAGACUUGAAAAUGGUUGUCUAGCAAUGAUCAACAACCAAUUUGACAGAGCUUGAAGAAUUUUGAAAAUAAUAAUGGGCUCCUGAGUGGCGCAGUGGUCUAAGGCACUGCAUUGCAGUGCUAACUGUGCCACUAGAGAUCCUGGUUCGAAUCCAGGCUCUGUCGCAGCCGGCCGCGACCGGGAGACUCAUGGGCGGCGCACAAUUGGCCCAGCGUCGUCCAGGGUAGGGGAGGGAAUGGCCGGCAGGGAUGUAGCUCAGUUGAUAGAGCAUGGCGUUUGCAACGUCAGGGUUGUGGGUUCGAUUCCCACGGGGGGCCAGUAUAAAAAAAAGAUAUGUAUUCACUAACUGUAAGUCGCUCUGGAUAAGAGCGUCUGCUAAAUGACAAUGAUGCACAAUCCUGGUGUGGGGAAAGCUCUUACAUUUACAUUUUAGUCAUUUAGCAGACGCUCUUAUCCAGAGCGACUUACAGUUAGUGAAUACAUAUAUAUAUAUUUUUUUUAUACUGCCCCCCCCGUGGGAAUCAAACCCACAACCCUGGCGUUGCAAACGCCAUGUUCUAUCAACUGAGCUACAUCCCUGCCGGCCAUUCCCUCCCCUACCCUGGACGACGCUGGGCCAAUUGUGCGCCGCCCAUGAGUCUCCCGGUCGCGGCCGGAUGCGACAGAGCCUGGAUUCGAACCAGGAUCUCUAGUGGCACAGUUAGCACUGCGAUGCAGUGCCUUAGACCACUGCGCCACUCAGGAGUACAGUACCUUCUUAGAGAGUUAUCAAGGAAGUCUCACAGCUGAAAUCACUGCCAAAGGUGCUUCUACAAAGUAUUGACUCGGGUGUGAAUACAUGUAAAUGAGAUAUUUCUGUAUUUCAUUUUCAAUAAAUUGGAAAUGUCUAAAAGCAUGUUUUCACUUAGUCAUUAUGGGGUAUUGUGUGUAGAUGGGUGAAAAAUAUAUGUAAUACAUUUUGAAUUCAGGCUGUAACAACAAUGGAAAAGUGAAGGGUUUGAAUACUUUCUGAAGGGACUGUAUGUGUGGGGGAUGGGCUUAAAAAAGUAUAUAUUUUUUCCAUUAAUAUUGGUCUCCCUCUGUCUCUCUCCUACCAGGUCAUUCGCUAUGGGAGACGACGGACGGGGAACCUCUUAUACCCAGGGAACAUGUUACCCUUUACUGGGGGUAGGGUCUGCCAGCUGGGGAGGGAAGGGGGUGCAGACCGUGACCCCUCCUCAACCUUCUGGACGGGCGGGGUGGGAGGGAGGUGUUAGCUAGCCGAGGCACUCAACGCCCCCCCACGCAACAGGCGAGGGGGGCACGGGGACCGGUGGGCCAACUUUAUCAAGGGAGGAAAAAUUCAUUUCAACAUCACAAUCAGUAAUGAAAAGAUGUCA
Messenger RNA from Coregonus sp. 'balchen', 41399 nucleotides. The record is from the annotation of a GenBank genome assembly. NCBI's taxonomy places the organism in Eukaryota, Metazoa, Chordata, Actinopteri, Salmoniformes, Salmonidae.